AUGACCGACUACUGCCCCGUCUACGCGCCCUUCUUCGGUGCCAUGGGCUGCACCGCGGCUAUCGUCUUCACCUGCUUGGGCGCUUCCUACGGCACGGCCAAGUCUGGUGUCGGUAUCGCCGCCAUGGGUGUCCUGCGCCCUGAUCUCAUCGUCAAGAACAUCGUCCCUGUCAUUAUGGCGGGUAUCAUUGGUAUCUACGGCCUGGUCGUGUCGGUCUUGAUCUCGGACGGUCUCACACAAGACGGCUACGCGCUCUACACCGGUUUCAUCCAGCUCGGCGCCGGUCUCGCCGUCGGUCUCGCGGGUAUGGCGGCCGGUUUCGCAAUCGGCAUUGUUGGCGAUGCUGGUGUCCGCGGCACGGCGCAGCAGCCAAGGCUGUUCGUCGGCAUGAUCCUGAUCCUCAUUUUCGCUGAAGUCUUGGGUCUCUACGGUUUGAUUGUUGCGCUGCUCAUGAACUCCAAGGCUACGCUCAACAUCACCUGCCAAUAA
This is a messenger RNA of Dichotomopilus funicola, 489 nucleotides long. Its product is annotated as V-ATPase proteolipid subunit C-like domain-containing protein. NCBI's taxonomy places the organism in Eukaryota, Fungi, Ascomycota, Sordariomycetes, Sordariales, Chaetomiaceae. Gene Ontology annotation, molecular function: proton-transporting ATPase activity, rotational mechanism. The transcript is spliced from 5 exons. Bases 1 to 489 code for a protein of 162 amino acids. The record is from RefSeq and is a predicted model, not a curated record. Gene Ontology annotation, biological process: proton transmembrane transport. Gene Ontology annotation, cellular component: membrane; proton-transporting V-type ATPase, V0 domain.